Saccharomyces paradoxus is the source of this 1974-nucleotide messenger RNA. It is a transcript of the gene SSQ1, whose product is annotated as Hsp70 family ATPase SSQ1. Gene Ontology annotation, molecular function: ATP hydrolysis activity; misfolded protein binding; heat shock protein binding. Gene Ontology annotation, biological process: protein refolding; cellular response to unfolded protein. Gene Ontology annotation, cellular component: cytoplasm; mitochondrion. The transcript has a single exon. The record is from RefSeq and is a predicted model, not a curated record. The coding region runs from base 1 to 1974 and encodes 657 amino acids. NCBI's taxonomy places the organism in Eukaryota, Fungi, Ascomycota, Saccharomycetes, Saccharomycetales, Saccharomycetaceae.
AUGCUCAAAUUAGGGAGACUUAACUGUGUUAAGUUGAAUAUCAACUCACGAUUAAGAUACUCAACGAGCCCCCAAGUGGCUAAAAAGGUCAUUGGUAUCGAUUUGGGCACUACGAAUAGUGCUGUUGCAUAUAUCCGCGAUUCCAACGAUAAGAAAUCGGCUACAAUUAUAGAGAAUGAUGAAGGACAACGAACGACACCAUCAAUAGUUGCCUUUGAUGUUAAAAGUUCACCACAGAAUAAAGACCAAAUGAAAACUCUUGUGGGGAUGGCAGCUAAAAGGCAAAAUGCUAUUAAUGCUGAAAACACUUUCUUUGCCACGAAAAGGCUUAUUGGCCGUGCAUUUAAUGACAAGGAAGUCCAACGAGAUAUGGCUGUUAUGCCAUACAAGAUUGUCAAGUGCGAGUCCAAUGGACAAGCAUACCUCAGUACAUCCAAUGGUCUCGUUCAAUCACCAAGCCAAAUAGGAUCUAUAUUGCUACAAUAUUUGAAACAAGUUUCAGAAGAAUACCUGGGCGAAAAGGUAAACCUGGCAGUUAUCACAGUUCCAGCAUAUUUUAACGAUUCUCAAAGGCAAGCUACGAAAGACGCAGGCAAAUUGGCUGGGCUGAAUGUUUUGAGAGUUAUAAACGAACCGACUGCAGCCGCAUUAAGUUUCGGAAUUGAUGAUAAGAGGAAUAAUGGGUUAAUUGCGGUUUACGAUUUGGGCGGUGGUACAUUUGAUAUAUCAAUCUUGGACAUUGAAGAUGGCGUGUUUGAGGUUCGUGCUACUAAUGGUGAUACGCAUUUGGGUGGCGAAGAUUUUGACAAUGUUAUUGUAAACCAUAUCAUAGAUACCUUUAUUAUUGAAAACCCUGAAAUUACACGGGAAUUAAUCACGAAGAACAGGGAGACAAUGCAGAGGUUGAAAGAUGUAUCUGAAAGAGCUAAGAUAGAUUUAUCACAUGUAAAAGAAACCGUUAUCGAACUUCCAUUCGUAUAUAAGAGCAAACAUUUACGAGUGUCAAUGACAGAGGAAGAGCUGGAUAAUAUGACUUUGUCAUUAAUCAACAGGACUAUCCCACCUGUGAAACAAGCUUUAAAGGAUGCCGAUAUUGAACCAGAAAAUAUAGAUGAGGUGAUUCUUGUUGGUGGUAUGACUCGUAUGCCUAAAAUUAGAUCUGUUGUAAAGGAUCUUUUCGGCAGGUCUCCAAAUUCCAGUGUUAACCCUGACGAAACGGUUGCUCUAGGGGCAGCUAUACAAGGCGGUGUUCUAUCUGGUGAAAUAAAGAAUGUCUUACUUUUGGAUGUGACUCCAUUGACGUUAGGGAUUGAAACAUUUGGGGGAGCGUUUUCGCCCUUGAUACCUAGAAAUACGACAGUUCCAGUGAAAAAAACUGAGAUAUUUAGUACGGGUGUUGAUGGACAGACGGGCGUUGAUAUCAAAGUUUUUCAGGGUGAAAGAGGAUUAGUACGUAACAACAAGUUGAUCGGUGACUUGAAACUUACAGGAAUCACACCUUUGCCUAAAGGUAUUCCCCAAAUAUAUGUGACGUUCGAUAUUGAUGCGGAUGGUAUCAUUAAUGUAUCUGCUGCCGAGAAAAGUAGUGGGAAAGAACAAUCCAUUACUGUCAUACCAAAUUCUGGAUUAAGCGAACAGGAAAUUGCAAAACUAAUUGAAGAAGCAAAUUCCAAUAGGGCUCAAGAUAACGCGAUUAGACAAAGACUAGAACUUAUCUCUAAAGCUGACAUUAUGAUAAGCGAUACUGAGAAUUUAUUUAAAAGAUAUGAAAAUCUUAUUUCUAGUGAAAAAGAGUUUCCCAAGAUUGUAGAAGACAUCAAGGCUCUGAGACAAGCUAUAAAGGAUUUCAAGGCUAACGAAAAUGAUAUGUCAAUUGAUGUUAACGAAAUAAAAAAAGCUACAGAUGCAUUACAGGGGAGGGCGUUAAAGUUAUUCCAAAGUGCGACAAAGAAUCAGCAGAAACAAGGUAAAUAA